CUGGCCGUCGCCGGGUGCGGCGCGCGCUUGCCGGGCGACGUCGACGACGCGCGGUCGCUCUGGGCGCUGCUCGCCGCGGGCGGCAACGCCGUGGCGCCCGCGCCCUGGAACCGGCGGGGCAACGGGCGGCCGAGCGGCUACCUGGGCAAGGCGACGCUCGAGGGCUUCGACCCCGGCGCGUUCGGCAUGGCGCCCGCGGAGGCGGCCGUCGCGGACCCGCAGCAGCGCCUCGCGCUCUUCUGCGCCGCGGAGGCGCUGCAGGUCGCCUGGGGCGACGCGCCGGGCGAGGCGCGCGACCGCGACGUCGCCGUCUUCCGGAAAACGACCGAGAUAGGAGCCUCCAAAGUUGGAAAUUUCGCACGCUUGUCCUGCCCAGGCGUCGGCGCGAUCGCGGUCGUCUCGAACCGCGUGUCCUACUGCCUCGACCUGCGGGGCGCGGCGGUGUCCCUGGACACGGCGUGCUCGUCGGCGCUCGUCGCGCUCGACGCCGCGGCGUCGCGGCUCACGCGCGGCGACGAGACCGCGGCGCUCGUCGGCGCGGCCAACGUCCAGCUCGUGGCGUCGUGGUCCGAGGCCUUUGUCGUCGCGGGCAUGCUCAGCCCGCGGCACCGCUGCGCCUUCGGCGACGACGGCGCCGACGGCUACGUGCGCGGCGAGGGCGUCGCGUUCGCGUGCGUGUCGGCGACGGCGUCCGCGGCGACCGCGUUCGUCGAAUCCACCGCCGUGAACCAGGACGGGAGGUCCAACGGCCUCACGGCGCCGAACCCGGCGGCGCAGGCGCGCAUGCUCCGGGCCGCCGUCGGGUCGAGGCGCAAGCUCGACGUCGGGUACGUCGAGGCGCACGGCACGGGCACGCGCCUGGGCGACCCCAUCGAGCUCGACGCGCUGGGCCGGUCGCUGCGGGAGGGCCCGGGCGCGCCGCUCGCGACGGCGUCGGUGAAAUCCAACCUGGGCCACCUCGAGUGCGCCGCGGGCGCUGCGGCGCUCGCGAAGCUCGGCGCCGCCUUCGACCGGCGCGCGCUCCCGCGGUCGCUCCACGUGCGCCGGCUCAACGCCGUCGUCGACUGGGCCGCGGACCGCGUCUUCGUCGUCGCGCGCGCGACGCGCGACGCCGCGCCGCGGCUCUGCGGCUGCAACGGCUUCGGCUUCGCGGGCACGAACGCGCACGCGCUCCUGAGCCGGCCGCCGCGGCCG
Messenger RNA from Aureococcus anophagefferens, 1194 nucleotides. RefSeq lists its product as hypothetical. The record is from RefSeq and is a predicted model, not a curated record. The transcript has 2 exons. The annotation marks the transcript as partial. NCBI's taxonomy places the organism in Eukaryota, Pelagophyceae, Pelagomonadales, Pelagomonadaceae. Gene Ontology annotation, molecular function: fatty acid synthase activity. Gene Ontology annotation, biological process: fatty acid biosynthetic process.